UUCACCUCCUGGGCCCAUUUGAUUAGGUCCUCCAGGUCCCAUUUGAUUUGGCCCAGGUCCCAUUUGGCCCAGGACCCAUAUGGGAAGGACCACGCGGACCACCCAUUUGAUUUGGCCCCAUAUGACCUGAAUUUGGAGGUCCUGACAUCUGUCCUUGCAUCAUGGGUCCUCCAGGACCCUGAGACCCUGGUGGAGGUAUUGAAAGGCGUAACCUUUGCUAGGAAAACAGUGACGCAAAAACUAGGCAACUGGGAUCUUGUCACAGAGUAUGAUCGCAAAAUAGAGGAUAUUAUUAUUGGGAAAUUGAAGCAGCAAUUUCCUGAGCAUAAAUUUAUUGGUGAAGAAUCAACGGGCAAAGAUUUACCAGAGCUAACAGACGACCCGACAUGGAUAAUUGAUCCAAUAGACGGAACAACUAAUUUCAUCCAUAACUUUCCUCAAAUCUGUGUCGUAAUUGGUCUGUCAAUUUGUAAAGAAAUGAGAAUUGGUAUUGUUUAUAAUCCAGUUCUUGAACAAUUAUUUACUGCGAGAAAAGGAAGAGGUUCUUUUUUAAAUGGACAUCCAUUAAAAACGUCUACUGUGGAUGAUAUUUCAAAAGCGCUAAUUGCGAUUGAACCGGAAUUCAUGAAAGUCGAGAGCUUGAGAGACAAAAUGAUUGAAAGAGUAAAAACACUUGCAAUUAAAACUCAAGGAAUAAGAACAAUCGGCAGCGCAGCGAUAACAUUGUGCCACAUAGCGAUGGGAGCCAUCGAAGGUUAUCAGAUAGAAGGACCAGGAAUCUCAACUUGGGACAUUGCAGCAGCUUCUUUGAUCAUCACCGAAGCUGGCGGAAUUGUUAUAGACCGAGUGACUGGGAACGAUGUGGAUAUAAUGAAUCCACGGGCUAUCGGCGCUUGCAGUAUAACAAUCGCUCGAGAUCUAAAGAAAAUGAUCAACGAUGCUGACCGUCAAUUGAUGAUAAAUUACCUGGGGUCCCAUGUUAGGAGGCAUUUGAUGCGGAUGUGGUGGAUAAUUUUGCUGCUGAGACGGCGGUUGAGGCGGUUGCGACAUAGGCGGUCCACCAGGUCCAGGUCCCGGGCCAGGAGGUGGAGGAGGACCACCAGGAUAUCCUUGAGUCGGACUGUGAGGAUGAUGUUGCGGAGGUCCCAUCGGACUUCCCUGUGGGUU
Molecule: messenger RNA, 1167 nt
Organism: Cotesia congregata
Lineage: Eukaryota; Metazoa; Arthropoda; Insecta; Hymenoptera; Braconidae
Source: the annotation of a GenBank genome assembly